AUGUCUGUCUCACCAGAAAUGUUGGGUACGUGCGUUCGUCUCGGUAUCACCGCGGUCACCAAGGAGCUGCAGCAGGCGGGCGAAAAGACUGUGGCGGGGGGCGGGAGGCUGCUCCUAGAGGCGGGGCGCGCGUGCCGGCGAAGGUUGGGCCCCCUGCGGCGGGCGCACAGCACUCUGGACACCCGGAACCUCCAGGCGGCCUGCCUCCCUAUCUGCCCGCUGACUCGCCGGUCGGGUGAGGGUUCCUGCGUGCCCAAAGGUCCUGGGAAGCCGUGCUGUGGAGUCUGGGUGCCCUCGGACCCUUGUCUGUGGCUCCCGGCUUCGAGAAGGGGAGCCUUCCUGAUCCCCUACUUCCUCAUGCUCAUCUUCUGCGGGAUCCCCCUCUUCUUGGUGGAACUCUCCUUCAGCCAGUUUGCAAGUCAGGGCUGCCUGGGGGUCUGGAGGAUCAGUCCCAUGUUCAAAGGUGUGCGCUACGGCAGGAUGGUGGUGUCCACAUACAUGGGAAUGUACUACUGCGUGGUUGUCUGCAUCGCCUCCUGCUGCAGUAGCUGUUGGAACCCGCCCGACCGCGUGAGCGCGCUGGAUGACCCCAACCUCACUGAGAGUCUGCAGCCCCCUGCCCAGCUCGGCAAUGUCUCUCAGGCGCUCAACCUGAGCCUCCAGAGGGCAAGCCCCAGCGAGGAGUACUGGAGGCUCUACGUGCUGAAGCUGUCGGAUGGCAUUGGAAACUUCGGGGAGGUGCAGGUGCACCUCCUCAGCUGCCUGCUUGUCUCCUGGGUGGUCGUCUUCCUCUGCCUCACGCCAGGGGUCAGGUCUUCAGGGAGAGUGAUGGCGUACUUUACGGCCACAUUCCGCCACGUGGUGCUGACCAUCCUGUUUGUCUGUGGCGUGACCCUGGAAGGAGCCUCCAAGGGCAUCAAGUACUGCCUGACCCCACAGUGGGACAAGAUCCUGGAGGCCAAGGUGGGCUGUGGAGACAGUGUCAUCAUCAGCGUCACUAACUGUGCCACCAGCGUCUAUGCCGGCUUCAUCAUCUUCUCCAUCCUGGGCUUCAUGGCUAAUCACCUGGGUGAGGAUGUGUCCCAUGUGGCAGACCAGGGCCCGGGCCUGACACUCAUGGCAUACCCAGAGGCCCUCACACUGCUGCCCGUUGCCCCACCUCUGGUCCUUGCUCUUCUUCUUCACGCUCAUCUUGAUGGGGCUGGGCACUCAGGGCACCAGAUCUACUUCGAGAACAUCCAGAUGAUGCUGGGGUCCCCACCGCCCCGCUUCUUCCAGAUCUUCUGGCACUUCAUCUCACCAACUAUCAUCUUUUUUAUUCUCAUCUUCCUGGUGGUCCAGUACCAGCCGAUCACCUACAACCAAUACAGAUAUCCAAGCGAGGCUGAGGCCAUUGGCUUCCUUAUGGCUCUGUCCUCUGUUAUCUACACUCCAUUCUACGCCCUGUUCCACUUGUGCAGAACAGAUGGGGACACCCUCCUCCAGAAUCCUCCUCACUUCGGGCCGCUCCGGGAGCGGAACGUGCUCUUCCACCAGUUCCUACAACGACUGCGAGUCCCCAGGCAUGGCCCGCCCGCGCCGCUGCGCCCCCAGAGAUUCUCUGCUGACAGAGAAACAAACCAACAAGACAAAUACAACUGGACCACGGUCCUGGAAGAAGCCAUCAGAGAUGCCCACAAGUGUGAUGAGGAGAUUCAGCUCUACAACGAGCAGAUCGACACCCUGCGGAAGGAGAUUGAAGAGGCGGAGAGGAGCCUGGAGAGGUUCGAGGGGCAUGGGGCUCGGAGCAGCAGCCGGCUGGUGAGAAGCCCUCCCAGGAAGCUGGCCUACGAGAAGAUGGAGGUGAUGGAAUCCAUAGAGAAGUUUUCCACUGAGAGCAUCCAGACGUACGAAGAGACUGCUGUCACUGUGGAGACCACGAUUGAAAAGACGAAGGCAAACAAGAGGAAACUGGGAGAGAAGGGAUCCUCCAGUGCCUGA
Rangifer tarandus platyrhynchus (Svalbard reindeer) is the source of this 1980-nucleotide messenger RNA. NCBI's taxonomy places the organism in Eukaryota, Metazoa, Chordata, Mammalia, Artiodactyla, Cervidae. The record is from the annotation of a GenBank genome assembly.